Messenger RNA from Dendronephthya gigantea, 2224 nucleotides. Its product is annotated as histamine N-methyltransferase A-like. Lineage: Eukaryota; Metazoa; Cnidaria; Anthozoa; Malacalcyonacea; Nephtheidae. Bases 73 to 954 code for a protein of 293 amino acids. The record is from RefSeq and is a predicted model, not a curated record. The transcript has a single exon.
GUAAACAAACAUUGUUAUGCGCAGAAUAUAUGCGCAGAACGGACUUUACAUCAUCUUGAAACAAAUUAAACGAUGGCGAGUAUUCUUGAUGAGGGCUGUUAUUCUAAAAGAUACAAUGUUUUUAAGAGAUAUUGUAAACAGGGUAAAGAAGGACUCCAGAUGCUACAAACCUACUUGCCGAUUCGAAUCGAAAAAUUGAUUAAUUCAAGCGUUGAGAAACAACACGAGUUCAAGAUUCUUAGUGUUGGCAGUGGAACAGGAGAGAUGGAUUUGAAAUUUGUGGAAAUCCUCCUCGAAGAAUUGAAGAAGCACAGCUCUGAUGAUCAAAACACGACGAUAUAUCUGCGAGUGGUUGAACCGAAUUCAUCUUCGUGCAAACAAUUCAGCGACGCCGUAAAAGCACGUGGAGAUUUGCCAAUUCACAUCGACAUUCGAGCCCAAACCUUUGAUGAAUAUAUUCAAAAUGAGCAAAAUGCAAGCAUUGCAUUUGACAUUAUACACUUUAUUCACAGCAUUUACUUUAUUGAAGAGAAAAGAGCGAUUUCUUACUGUUUGGAAGAGAUAUUGAAAGAUCAGGGUUGUCUCUUUAUUAUGUAUUCUGACGAGGGAUUACUAAAGCAAAUAUCGCUUGAAAUUGCAGAGAGACGACCUAACGACAAGUUAAAGAACCUCGCUGAAAAAAAAGAGCCCAAAUUGAUUGAAAUCGUUAAGAAACGUGACUGGAAGUAUGAAGUACAUUCAUACCAAAAUUGUAUUGAUGUGUCUGAAAUCUUUGUAGGAUCAGAGAGUGGUGACCUGCUUCUGGACUUCAUAACCCAUGAAGUCGACUUUCGUAAGAAUGCCGAUGCAAGUUUGGUUGAUAGAGUUCUGGCAGUGAUAAAAAACACGAGCUUCGUGAAAGAUGGAAAACACCUUUGCAUGAAAACUGACACUCUGUUGGUCGUGCACAAAUAGAAUAUCGGAAUGAUGAUUUGCAAUAGAAGCGAAAUAUGACGAACUUGCACGUUCUUAUCUUGUUAUAACCUAUAUUUUAAACGGGCCGCCACUAUUGUUGAAAAAAUUGAGAUUUGAAUUUUUUGCAUGAAAUAUUAUGUCUUUAAAUAACGAACACUGACAUUUGUGUAACAUGUAUUUUGCAACACUUCAAAAUCAAUUGUAUUUCAUUCCCGGCCUCAUAUAAUCUAGCCUGCUCGCAGACUGAAUUAGGGGGCCGAUAAUCUUUCUUAAUUCUCCGAUUGCGUUUUGAGGACGAUAUUUACCAGUAUUGCACCACACAUUUACAUUCAAUAUACUGCACACUGGCUAUCAAUACUUCAUAAAGUGUGCAAUACCACGCGUAGAAUAGGCGCUGUUGUAUUCGUUUUUGAAACGCAUUUACCUCAGGAUUUUUUCAAGUUCUUUUUAAAGCUGCACUGACCAAUAACCAGCUCUCGUGAGUGUCACAGGUGAAGUCGUUGUGCGUCAUUAGAUACGCCAAUGCAUUUUAUGCAGUCUUUUCAUUCAUUAAUUUACAAAUUAAAGUAAGACUUCACAACAGACCUCACAUUCCCUGAAUUGGCUCAGCAUUGUGGUCAAAUUUCAGUUGUCACUAUCACAGUUUUAAUCGUAUUUUGAAACAGACCGAAAAACAAGAAGUAAUCUUGCAGCAAAUGCCACAUGAAUAAUGAAUAUUGUCGAGGCGGGCGAAGGCUAUGCCAAAAGACAGCACAUUUAUAAAAGAAGUUCUAAUCAAGACGAAGAAGUGCUCAAGAUGUUACAAACCCACAUUCCGAUUCGAAUCGAAAAGUUGAUUAAUUCAAGCGUUGAGAAGCAAUAGGAGUUGAAGAUUCUUAGUGUCGGAGGUGGAACAGGAGAGAUAGAUUUGAAAUUUGUGGAAAUCCUACUCGAGGAAUUGAAGAAACACAGCUCAGAUGAUCAAAACACGACGAUAUAUCUGCGAGUGGUUGAACCGAAUUCAUCUUCGUGUAUACAAUUCAGCGACGCCGUAGAAGCGCGUAGAGAUUUGCCAAUCCACAUCGACAUUCGAGCGCAAACUUUUCAAGAAUACAUUCAAAAUGAGCAAAACGCAAGCACCACAUUUGACAUAAUACAUUUUAUUCACAGCGUUUACUUCAUUGAAGAGAAGAAAGCGAUUUUGUACUGUUUGGAAAAGCAAUUGAAAGAUCAGGGUUGUCUCUUCUUCGUGUAUUCCGAUGACAUUAUAAUAAAGCAAGUGGCACUUAAA